This is a messenger RNA of Gasterosteus aculeatus aculeatus (three-spined stickleback), 2771 nucleotides long. RefSeq names its product arylalkylamine N-acetyltransferase 2 (gene aanat2). Gene Ontology annotation, cellular component: cytoplasm. Gene Ontology annotation, molecular function: aralkylamine N-acetyltransferase activity. Lineage: Eukaryota; Metazoa; Chordata; Actinopteri; Perciformes; Gasterosteidae. Gene Ontology annotation, biological process: circadian rhythm; response to light stimulus. The record is from RefSeq and is a predicted model, not a curated record.
UUAUCUUUUCACCAUGUUAGACUGUGACUUUUAUCCACAUGUUAUAUUUUGUUUUGGUUUUAUAUGCUACACUACAACUUUUUUAACAUGCUUCUUUGUUACUUUCUUGAUAUUGUAAACUAUGUUUUAAAGACUUAUUCCACAUUUCUACAAAAUUAUUUUUUGGCAUUAAACAUUAGAAAAUGCCCAUUUUAAGAUUUACCUGUCAUUUAACUUCUUGAAUCCUGUUAAAAAAUUAAAAGGUACGUCUUUAAUAGUUUGGGAACCUUUUCCGAUGCAUUCGGCCUCAUUGUGAAGCUAUUACACUGUAUAUGCUGUAAGGAGCUGACGAUAAAGUGUUCUCAACCUGCUGUUUUGCAACUAUUCCUUUGAGGAAGGAUUCCCAUGGUUUUAGAUUUCAAGCGUUACAUUCUUCCUCCGUAUCGGUGAACUGUUGCUCUCUGCUCAGCUGGACCAACAGGUGUACAACAGUAUACAAUUUUAAGAGUUUUAAGUUACUCUGUGGCCUCAAGUUUGCUUGUAAAAACAUAAUACAGUGAAAGAAAUACAAGUGUAUGUGUGUACGGUGCAUGAUCUGUAAGUGAGAUUAUGGUAUUUACGCUUUAGAGGGGGUCAGAGGGGGCGGUUACACUGCAUACAUGUAACGUUUCAGUCUCCUUUCCUAAACUCUUUUUAAAUCAAUCAGCUUACCUGAAAAUAAAACGUGUUGCUGGAAUUCUGGGAACUAAACCUGCUCAUUCAUUCGGUUAUUCCAGACUGGCCGUCAUCUCUCAUGCCACAAAGAUUGAGAGAGUUGCCGCUCAGAAAAAGUGAAUUAAUCACUGGACAAACGUCCAAAUGCUUACCUCCAAUAUCCGAUGAUCUCACAGGCCGAAAUGUUCUCACACUUGUGAUUGGCCAGCUGUCCAGACAACGUGGGAGAGUUGCCCAUUAAUCACUGGAAUGAAGGCCAAAGGAAGCAGUGGGUUGAAACAAUAAUCUAGACCACUUAAAACAACUGCCAACAUCCAUUAUUUACAUUUCUGUGGAGAUAUUGAAUGCAUCUAGGAAUGCAGCGUUAAACCAUUAUUUACUUGCACAACCUCAAAGAAACAAAUGAAAGAUUGAGCUGAGGUUGAAUAACGGAGCUUUAGGAUCGUCUUUCCACAAAACCACGACUUUGCACUGAAUAAAGGGGAAGCUCCCUCAUUCAAUUAGCUUGUGCUAAACCUCAGCGAGGCAGCGAGCCACACAAAUCUCCACCCUCAUCGCAGAUGCAUUUGCCCACAUGCCCUUAAUCUCCAAAAGAAAACAUGCGUAUCACCACAUCCAUUCUCACCGCCUUCACUCAGCCCCACCCUGAAAAACACAUACCUGAGUUUAGAGUUGGUGCAUGUGGCAAUACACAGUAGAUAAGCUAAAUAAAGACUUAUAAAGACUCCUAAUCCGUCACCAUAUCUCAACAAGUUUUACUGCCUCAUGAGGGUGAACAGUAAUAGAAUUACUCUGCUUUAACCGUCAGGUCUAAAUCCAGAUCGCCUGCAAGAUCCUCAUCGUUAUCAUCUGAAAAACACCACAGACGUCUUCACUCAGUUUUAGGAAACAGAGCAAACAAAUGGUUGAUGUUAACAUCUUCAGAAUAAAUACCACGCAAACAUAACGUCUGUGAUUUAAAAGCCGGGGAUUUGGAGCCACGUGCACAUCCAUCCUACUUUAAGGCGCCCGCGGGGCGAGGAGGGAGAGGAGGGAGCAGGACGGACACGUGGCUCAGCUGAAGUUAAGUUACAUUACGAUCCCACCGGUAUAAUCGGCGUCGUGUUGGCGAGGCACCAUGACACAGCAGCUCGCUGGUUCACCGUUCCUCAAGCCGACCUUCCCGAAAGCGCCUGUCGGAGGCCCUCUGCGACACCGACGGCACACGCUGCCCGCCAGCGAGUUCAGGAACCUCACGCCGCAGGACGCCAUCAGUGUGUUUGAGAUCGAGAGGGAAGCGUUUGUCUCUGUGUCUGGAGAGUGUCCACUCACCCUGGAUGAGGUGCUUAACUUCUUGGCUCAGUGCCCUGAGCUGUCUCUGGGCUGGUUUGAGGAAGGGCAGCUCGUGGCUUUCAUCAUCGGCUCUGGCUGGGACAAGGAGAAGCUCUCGCAGGAGGCCAUGACUCAGCAUUUCCCGCACUCCCCCACCGUGCACAUGCAUGUGCUGUCGGUGCACCGCCACUGUCGGCAGCAAGGCAAGGGCUCCAUCCUCUUGUGGCGCUACCUGCAGUACCUGCGCUGCGUGCCAGGCCUCCGCCGGGCUCUGCUGAUUUGCGAGGACUUCCUGGUGCCCUUCUACCUCAAGGCCGGUUUCAAGGAAAGAGGACCGUCCGCCAUCUCCGUGUCCAACAUGCGGUUCCAGGAGAUGGAGCACUUGCUGGGUGGGCAGGCGUACGCCCGGAGGAACAGCGGCUGCUAGUCCACGUAGUCAGCUCCAGUGUUGGACGCAGGGAAGAUGAGGUUAACGCGACGGCAGGAGGCCCAGGCGGACCGGGUUCAGUGUUGCAGGUAGCAAAGGUCCGACUGGACCUCCUGAUGUCGGCAUGACACAAGGCCCUGAGGACUGUGGGGAGAAGGGGGACCAGAGUGGAUCCAGCUGAAAAGAGGAACCAGCGGUUUGGAGAUGUCAAACUCUGUCUCCGUUACCAUCUUGGCUUCAUGGGUUUAACUAAAAACGCUUGGGUUGUCAUUUGAAAAUUGGUCCGAGAUUUUGCUGCUUCCUUGUGGCAUCAUUUCAAUAAACUAUGAAACAAUUUCAA